Molecule: messenger RNA, 3057 nt
Organism: Monoraphidium neglectum
Lineage: Eukaryota; Viridiplantae; Chlorophyta; Chlorophyceae; Sphaeropleales; Selenastraceae
Exons: 10
Coding region: 1-3057 (1018 amino acids)
Biological process (GO): exonucleolytic trimming to generate mature 3'-end of 5.8S rRNA from tricistronic rRNA transcript (SSU-rRNA, 5.8S rRNA, LSU-rRNA); TRAMP-dependent tRNA surveillance pathway; nuclear polyadenylation-dependent antisense transcript catabolic process
Cellular component (GO): nuclear exosome (RNase complex); nucleolus
Molecular function (GO): nucleic acid binding; nucleotide binding; 3'-5'-RNA exonuclease activity
Source: RefSeq, a predicted model, not a curated record
AUGGAGGACUGCCCUCUAGUCUGGGUGGCAGACAAGCAGGCGCUGCAGGAAAUGGUGCGCCACCUCAGCGCCGAGCCGCGGUUCGCUUUGGACGUCGAGCACAGCCCCAGGGCGUACCACGGCAUCACAUGCCUCAUCCAAAUUUCCACGGGCGCAGUGGAUUAUCUUGUCGACGCCCUGGCGCUGCAUGACUCACUGGGGCAGCUGCUGGGCCCGCUGCUGGCGGACCCCCGCGUGCUCAAGGUGAUGCACGGCUGCGCCAACGACAUCUCGUGGCUGCAGCAGCUGGGGUGCUACCUGGUCAACGUUUUCGACACCGAGAAGGCCGCGCAGGUUCUCGGCAAGGAGGAGCGCAACCUGGCCUGCCUCCUGCGGCAGUUCUGCGGAGUGGUCCAGGACAAGCGCUACCAGUCCGCGGACUGGCGCACGCGCCCGCUACCUGUGCAGCUUCUCGCCUACGCGCGGGGCGACGUGCACUGGCUGCUGCACCUCGCAGACUGCCUGGUGCUGCGGCUGGUGGCCGACGGCGCCACCGCGGGGGCGGCUGCAGCGGCCGGCAAGGAGCGGGUGCGCGGCCAGAACCGUCGCUACAAGCGGCGGGAGGCAGCUGCGGCGGCGGCAGCGGCCGCUGCGGCAGCUGUCACGACCUCCGCCUGGCAGGACGCGGGGCUGAGCCAGGCUGGGGCUGAGUUUUUUGCCGAGGCUCAGGAUCACUUGCGACAGGAGAGCAGUGUUGAUGAUUCGAGUGGGGUGGAGCACGAACAGCAGGGUGUGCUAAGUGAGCAGGAGCAGGAGCAGGAGCAGAAGCAGAAUGGUAGCCCCUCCGCACAAGCAGGGGCGGUCCUGGCUGCGUUGGCUGGAGGGGCCGGGGGCGUGGCUGCACCCCUGCCUUCAUCUGCAGCCGCAGGUGCCGGCGCGCCCAUAGCGUCAGAGGCUGCGCGGCCGCUGGACGCAGCAGCGGCAGCGGCCGAGCCGCCGGCAGAGGUGGUGCACGUCCAGGGACACCAGGAGGUAUCUGCAAAGGCAUACCCACUGCUGGCGUCCGCCAUGCGCAAGAGCCAGGCCAUGACCCAGCGCCUCUGGCAGAAGACGCCCUCCGCCAUCGCCGUCCGCAACGCGGCGAGCGCGGUGCUGCGGCGCUACUGGCAGCAGCUGCAGAUGCAGCAGCGCCUGCUCGACGGCGCCGCGCCCGCUUCUGCCCCAGCGCCCGCGUCGGGCCUUCCGACGCCGCCGGCGACCGCCACGCUGCCGCCGCCGCCGCCGCCGCCGUCGCCGCUGCCGGACGAGCCCGCGGACGCGCCCACCGCGCUCGGCGCCGUGCGCCUGCCCGCCCGCCCGGCAGGCGAACCUGCCGCGCUGCAGGCCGCGGCAUGGCAGGUGGACGGCGACGCGCAGGUCCUGGCUGUGAGGGACGCGGUGUACGCGCUGUGCGCGUGGCGUGACAGGGCGGCGCGACACGAGGACGAGGGGCCGCAGUUUGUGCUGCUUGACGCUGCGCUGCUGGAUCUCGCGCGGUCGCCCCCGCCAGACCGCCGCUCGCUGCUGCGCCGCGCCGCCGCGCACGCCGCGACGCAGUCGCUCGCGGCGGCCGCGCAGUCGCCGCUCUGCGCGCAGCGCUACGAGGCCUCGCGGGCGCUGCGGCGCGGCGCGGGCCGCGUGCUGGCGCUGCUGCGGGACGCGCGCGAGGGGAAGCUUCCCGCCCCGGAGGCCCACGGGGACCCGCUGCUCGGCGCCGCGACCGGCGGCCACGCGGGCCGCGGCGGCGGUGCGGCCGGGCGCGCAGCGCUGCAGGGGCCGGCGGCGAAGGCGGCGGCUGACGAGGCGCGGGCAGCAAAGCGGGUGGAGCGGAUGAUCAACAAAUUCAGUGUGAAGAGCCAGGUGUACGAAAACUGCCGGAUGCUGAGUCAGAGCGGGGAGCUGCUCUGUUACUGCGACACCAAGAAGCUGCAGUGGUACCUGGAGAAGGGCAUUGCGGAGAAGGUGUGCGCCGACCCCCCCACCAUCCGUCUGCUGUUUGAGCACACUACCACGGACCAGGACAGGGGCGCUGACGCCUUCUACACGGCCUCGCGCGAGAACCGCUGCGUGGUGUGCGGGGAGGGCGGCCACUACCUCAGGUACCGCAUCGUGCCGCAGUGCUACCGCCGCAACAUGCCGGCCACGCUCAAGGCCCACCGCUCCCACGACAUCGUGCUGCUUUGUGUGUUCUGCCACCAGGCCGCCCACAAAUCCGCGGACCAGGUCAAGCGCGCCCUGGCCAGGGAGUUUGGGGUGCCCCUGCACCCGGCCCUGGUGCUCACACAGGACGGCGGCGGCGGCGAGGGUGUCGGAGGCCUGGGCGUCGGCGGCUUUGCAGAAGGCGGCAGUGGCGGCAGUGGGGGCGGCGGCCGGCCGGCUGGCGCGGCGCUGGCGGCGGCGCGGCGUGAGGCGCUGGCGCGCAACGCGCGUCACGCGGCGAUUGCGCUGCACAGCGGUGGCGACAAGAUACCAGAGGCCAGGCGCCGGAUGCUGGAGGGCUGGGUGAAAGCCUACCUGGGGCGCGCCCCCGCGGAGGAGCCCCCUGGGGCGGCUGUGGUGCUGGGGGACGACGAGGCUGAUGAGCUGGUCGAGGAGGCAGCUGCUGACCUGGAAGAGGAAGCUGCCGCCUCGGCCGCCGCCGGCAGCGACCCCAUGGUCGGCCCCAACGGCCGCCACCGCCACCGCGGCGGCGGCUGCGGCUUCGGCGUCGCUGGGGGCACGGAGCGCGGCCACCAGUGGCACGGCGAGCAGCUGGUCAAGGCGGUGCUGGCCAAGUCUGGGGAGGCGGGGCUGCACGACAUGGCGCGGCGCUUCAGGCUGGCCUUUGUGGACGCGUGCCGGCCGCGGUACCUGCCCCAGGGCUGGAGCGUGGAGGCCGUGCUUGAGCGCGGGUUCGGGUCUUUCACCCAGGCGGCACGAGCGGCGGGCCCACAGCGCGCCCCCACAGCAGCGGCCUCCUCGGGCUCGGCCGAGGGGGUGUUUGAGGAAGCGCGCUGCGCCAUGGCGUCCUGCGACGGCAUGCAGCUUGCAAUGGCGUGA